Messenger RNA from Aspergillus piperis CBS 112811, 457 nucleotides. RefSeq lists its product as uncharacterized. Lineage: Eukaryota; Fungi; Ascomycota; Eurotiomycetes; Eurotiales; Aspergillaceae. The record is from RefSeq and is a predicted model, not a curated record. The coding region runs from base 127 to 372 and encodes 81 amino acids. The transcript has a single exon.
ACGACACGCAGUGAUAUGUAUGCAUAUCUCUGGUACUUCUAAUCUGUGCGGACCGAGAAUAAUGCGACUGCACGAGAAGAAGAGAACCACGCAGCAUCACCGUCAAGCCGGUCUCGCACCGUUCAAAUGAACUAUAAUACGACAUUAAUGCCGCCACGCAUUGACGUUGGCAUUACCAGGCCCAUGAGGCCACGGGAACGAGCCACCAAAGAAAAGGGUGGCCUCAUCCCAUUAUUGAUCUGUGUAUCCAUCCUUGUUAUCAUUUCCUUUGUCUAUCUGCACAUAUUUCCUUUGUUCUGGAGAAAAAAGCCCUGGUCUGCGAUUUGGCUACCCGGCUACUGGAUGGCGUCCAUUUGGGAUCUUUAUGAUUGAUUAUAUACCCAUGCUGUGUGGCUUUCUUAUUUCGCAACGUGCACUGAUUGUCCAUAUGUCAUGUUAUACUUAUUGAGUUAUGCUA